AUGGCCCUGGUGUCUCGCCAUUUCCAUGGUCUCGUCACGACUCCUCACGCAUGGAGAAUUGCUUUUUCUCGUUACUUCCCCGGCCCGUACACCGUCGAGGAUGGCGCGUGGCUUCCGACAGCGAAGUCGUCGGAAGCGGUGACGUCUGAUAAGCGCUAUUUCUCCAGGCUGACUGCGUUGGCAUCUUGGAGGAGUGAAUACAUUAUGAGAACCCGCUUGCUCCGAUCGCUCUCCAGAGGCAAGCCGGCGCAGUUCGAACCGUCCAAAAAGACCGGUACGGUGCGAGCGGCUAGCGUCCGAAAUGGCAGCGCCGUAGCCACCUAUACCUCACAGCUUCUGUACCCUGUCAGCCACUUGCACGGCUCCUUCGGUUCAGAAGUCAAGAAGAAGGAACCUCUCUUCAUCCAUGGCGCUUCGGAGCAAGGCUUCGCGUCGGCUAGUGACCCCUCGACGGUGAAAGUUGGUACAUGGGGCCUCUCUGACCACCAGUUCUUUCGACACUUCGCAGAUCUAUUUCCCGGAGAUGCCGAGUAUGGGCUAGGCUCUGGUGAUCAUGUUGGAGCUCCUAACCGCAUGGAUGUCAGUCAGCCCUAUGGUAUGAUCUACGGCGAAGCAUGUCCUCAAGGCCGUACCUAUUUCAUCUCGACCACGGAGCAACGUGGGAGGUUCUUGGGCAUUGCGGAUUCCAGUUCGCAGCCUAGUCUAGGAAUCCCCACGCUCAACUUGAUUGCGACCGGUGUUACUGCGGUCUGGAUUGCUAAAUCCUCUAACAUCCUUAAAAUGACUGGCGGGCUGGUCGCGAUGCUGUCAGGCUCCUCCACUGGAGUGCUCACGUCCUACGCCCUUGGUCCUCAUCCUACCUAUGAGAAAAGGUAUGAGAGGGGCCAAGUGACUGCUAAAUGGGUGCUGUGUCCUGGUGUCCCUAUCAUUUCUAUCGCGGUUGAUGAUAGCUAUUCUCCCAAACGUCAUUCACGUCGGCGGAUCUGGGCGACGGUUCUGAACGCCUUGGGAGAGGUCUUCUACCUCUCUGACCUCCCGCGACAGCCUGAUGUGCCUACGACCAAAUUGUCUCCUGAGGAAUAUGAGCAGCUUGCUUGGAAAACGGGCAGAAGUGUCCGUUGGGAGCUUGUUGAGUUAAGCAGACGCAUCGCACGGCUUGAUCCGUUCAGCCGUGAUUCAGUCGAUGGCAGCUAUAGCCCUCGGUCGUCAUCGGACGCCAUGAAGCUCAACGAGGAACAGGUAGCUGCAGAGACGAAGGAGAUCGAGCGCUUCCUGUCCUUUAAGCCCAAGCAUUUCCGGAAGGUAUGCGAGGGAUGGGAUAUGAGACGUGAUUUGAAGGUCGAUUUCGCUGGAGACGAUGGCCACGGAGCCGGCGAAUCGUUCCUUGUGAUCUCCCAGGGUGUGGGAGAUGAUGAGAAAGCUUCGAUCCGCAGAUACACGAGGAAGAUAACUCGACAUGAUGCGUCGUUGCCGAUGCACGGAUCUCACAACGUUGGUAACGUGCCUGUACCGUCCAUCUUUGGUGGUCCCGUCAAGUCUCCUAUCCUCUCUUCUGUGAGCAGCUCCAGCAGUAUGGCUCCAUCUCGCGCUUCCAGUGGCUUGAGUGAGACGAUCUGCUCCCUUUCAAACACCGAAUGGCGCAUCACGGAUUUCGACUUUGGGGACAGAAAGUCGGUCCAGAUCACCACGAGUGCUUUGGACUUGUCGACCUAUGCCCUGUUGACAAUUGACGAAGAUCCUCUCAUCGGUAUGUCCGGCAGCUCCGCACUCUCCUCGGCGACGUCUUCACCUCUUCCGCACAUGAAGCAAUCGCCUGGCAAUGCAGAAGUGCCUGGUCAGCGAGGACGCUACUUGGCUGUGGGUACAGCCACGGGAUCGGUCUUCGUAUGGGACAUCCGGUCACCCACGUCGAAAAAUGCUGAAGUCAUCAAUCACGUUUCGCCCAUUCGAAUUAUUCAAACGGAAUCUCCUCAAGUUUCCUGCGUCGCUUUGACCUCAUUAUACUUAGUCCAUGGUGGAAACGAUGGCCUUGUUCAGGCCUGGGAUCCCCUUGCCUCCUCGACUCGACCAAUUCGGACUAUCAAUUCGCGAUUCUCUACGCGCGCGCGCCGCCGACUUGUCCAAGCCGAGGCAUCCAUUAACGGCGUUGGUAACAAUUACUAUGCGACAGGCGCUAUCUGCCUCGAUCCCGAUCCAACCGUCCUACGAGGCAUGGUCGCUCUAGGAACCCACCUGCGUUACUGGUCCUACAGCUCCUCCGGCGCCGACCAAUACAAGUCCAGUAAGCGUCGGCUCCGUCGCGGUCUAAGGGGCAGCAACUCCACUCCAGAAGGUCAACGUUUCAACACUAGCGGCCGCGGCGCGCUCAAGGACUACAUCGAAGAUGAGAAGGUCGAAAUGGAACGCCAAAGGAUCGCCGACGAAAAGGAGCGCGCCCACCUCAGCCACCGCUUCGGCGUUGACCUUCUUGGCCCCGACGUCGACGAAGAACAGCUCCUCGCUUACGCCCAACUUCUCAGCCAAGAGGCCUACUCCAGCGAAGCCCACAAACGCGGUGAAGUAAUAGAGAGCUCGGCAGUGAGCACCUCUCCCAGCGACACCAUCGGGCCAAAUGACAGCUCUAUCGCACCCGAUGAGCUAUCCUCUGCAUCGUCUCCCUACGAAGACUUCGCCGACGGUGACCUCGAGCCUGAUAUCGCUGAAGCCAUCCGUCUCAGUCUCCUCGAAGACAACAAGCCCCGCGCCGACCUGGACACAGACACUGGUCCAUUCGAGCCACCCUCCCCAUCUCUAUCAGGCCCAGCUGUCGCGGAAAGCAGUCGCCAACAAGAGAUCGAUGAUCUUGAGUUCGCGAUCCAGCUGAGUCUCGCAGAAGCGGAGAGUCAAUCGGGCCAGCACAACCCGACAGAGGAAUUCCCAGCACUGUCACCGUGGGCCCAACCGUCUCCUGGGCAGGACAAAGGAAAGGGUCGUGCUUGA
Aspergillus niger is the source of this 2979-nucleotide messenger RNA. RefSeq lists its product as uncharacterized. Gene Ontology annotation, cellular component: proteasome regulatory particle, base subcomplex; cytosol; nucleus. The record is from RefSeq and is a predicted model, not a curated record. Gene Ontology annotation, molecular function: polyubiquitin modification-dependent protein binding. The coding region runs from base 1 to 2979 and encodes 992 amino acids. Gene Ontology annotation, biological process: proteasome-mediated ubiquitin-dependent protein catabolic process. Lineage: Eukaryota; Fungi; Ascomycota; Eurotiomycetes; Eurotiales; Aspergillaceae. The transcript has a single exon.